UAAAUGAUUGCAACGUAAGGAGAGAAAAUCAUGUGCAUUUCCCUCCUUUGCUGUGUCUGACAAACAGCCGGAAGGGGCUAACGUAAAAGCAUACAGUGUGCAGUUUCGCGUGGUUAUUGCAAUUGGUUUUCUAGGGGGGACCGACACCGACUGCAUUCACCACCAGCACACACCCCUCAGCGCCGGUGAUGCAUCCCAGCGGCAAGGGCACGGACAACUCCUCGUUAGAGUCGUCUCGACUUUAGAAUGGUGCAGAAAUCUCUCAACGGCGGGGUUUACCCAACUCAAGCCGGAGAGAAGAAGCACAAAGUCGGGUUCGUUGGUUUGGACCCCGGGGCUCCUGAAUCUAGCAGGGAUGGGGCGCUGCUCAUUGCGGGUUCGGAAAGCACCAAGCGGAGCAGCAUCCUCUGCAGACCGAGGUCCAGCAUCUCCGCCGGGAGACCCAGACCGUCGAAGAAAAAUGCCAGCUAUCGGAAACUACAGAAUUUUCUCUAUAAUGCGCUGGAAAGACCGCGGGGAUGGGCGUUCAUCUACCACGCUUAUGUAUUCCUGUUGGUCUUCUCCUGUCUCAUACUCUCAGUCUUUGCCACCAUCAAAGAGUUCAGAAAUAGCUCAGAGAGUGCCUUGUACAUCCUGGAAAUUGUGACCAUCGUGGUGUUUGGAGUGGAGUACAUCGUAAGGAUAUGGGCUGCUGGCUGCUGCUGUCGAUACAGAGGAUGGAGAGGGAGGCUGAAAUUUGCCAGAAAGCCUUUCUGUAUCAUAGACAUCAUGGUGCUGAUUGCCUCAGUAUCUGUACUGGCAGCUGGAUCUCAGGGCAAUGUUUUUGCCACUUCAGCAAUCAGGAGUCUGAGAUUCCUGCAGAUCCUCCGUAUGCUGCGUAUGGACCGCCGUGGAGGCACCUGGAAGCUGCUCGGAUCUGUAGUUUAUGCCCACAGCAAGGAGCUCAUCACAGCAUGGUACAUAGGCUUCCUGUGCCUCAUUCUGGCUUCAUUCCUGGUCUACUCUGUGGAAAAGGAGUCAAAUACUGAGUUUGAGACCUAUGCUGAUGCUCUUUGGUGGGGACUGAUCACUCUCACUACCAUCGGCUAUGGUGAUAAGGUUCCCAAGACCUGGAAUGGACGCUUGUUGGCUGCCACAUUCAGUAUGAUCGGGGUGGCCUUCUUUGCUCUUCCUGCUGGCAUCCUGGGUUCUGGCUUUGCUCUGAAAGUCCAAGAGCAGCAUAGGCAGAAACAUUUUGAGAAGAGACGUAAUCCUGCAGCAGGCCUCAUCCAGGCUGCUUGGAGGUUUUAUGCUACCAACCUUUCCCGUACAGAUCUGGUGUCUACAUGGGAUUUCUAUGAGCAGACUGUAGCCAUUCCAAUGUACAGACUUAUUCCACCUCUGAAUCAGCUGGACCUGCUGAGGAAUCUGAAGGGCAAGUCAUUCAGGAAGGAGUCUCAAGCAGAAACCUCUCCCAGUCGGAAGGCCAGCCUGAAGGACAAAGUGUUCCCCAGUCCCUCCAAGGCUCCCAUGGCCAAAGGGAAGACCCAGUCUCCUGGGGCAGAGGACGGGGCCGAGGGGAGCCCCAGCAAGGUCACCAAGACCUGGAGCUUCAAUGAGAAGAACAGAGGACCAAAGCACACCUUCAGAGUCCGGGGCAGCACCUCACGCCAAAACUCAGAGGUGCUGAUUGAAAUGCAGGACGAAGACUUUGGACUGAAGAGUUCUCCAGAGGCGAGCCUCCCAGGAGAGGAAAUUGGUGAUGAUAAGACUUGCCACUGUGAGUUUCUCACUCAAGAAUUACCACCGGGCUUGAAGGUUGCAAUAAGGGCAAUCUGCAUCAUGAGGUUUCUGGUGUCUAAGAGGAGAUUCAAAGAGAGCUUGCGGCCUUAUGAUGUCAUGGAUGUGAUUGAGCAGUACUCUGCAGGUCACCUGGACAUGCUGUCUCGAAUUAAGAACCUGCAAUCCAGAGUUGACCAGAUAGUAGGUAAAGGUCCUAAAGCUGAGGGAGAGGCUGCAGAGGACCAGAGCAUGAUGGGACGUCUGGUCAAAGUGGAAAAACAGGUGGUCUGUAUGGACAGGAAACUUGAUUUCCUGGUAAAUGUGUAUGUGCAGCGUAUGGGCAUCCCUCGCUCUGAAACAGAGGCCUUUUUCAACUCCAAAGAGCCGUAUCCAGCCCCGCCUUACCACAGCCCAGAGGAGAGCAAGGAGGAGAAGGAGGGAAAAGAGGAGGUGAAGGAGGAAAAGGAGGUGAAGACAUGCUCAGCUGCAGAUGUCCUGUGUUCUGAUGGGUCUUUGGAAAAGAAAGAUCCUUUACUGGGUCGGUCUGUGGCGAGAUCGGUGGGUACUCCCUCCGGCAGCAACAGCCGCCCCUCUACCUCCUGGCAGCACCAGCUGCAGCACCCCCUCAGCCAACCUGCCUGGAACAGCAGCGUGGCCAACACCCCUUCACCUGUCGGUGGCGACCAUUCGCCCACCCUGUUCCGCCUUCCGCCUCCACCUGCUCCAGUUCACGACCGAUCUUCCUCUGGUCCGGGUGGCAGCGGCCGAGAGAGCGGUUCCCAGAGCAGGAGGCGCCAGAGAAGGCAGAGGUGUCAGCAGGAUGCCACUGCCGUGGAGAGUGACACGUCUCUCUCCAUCCCGUCUGUUGACCACGAGGAGCUGGAGCGCUCCUUCAGCGGCUUCAGCAUCUCCCAGGCCAAGGAGGACUUCUUUGGGCCUUCCUUCUUUACAGGUUCAGGAGGGGGAGGUGGAGCAGGGACUGAAGCUGGAGCUGGACCUUCACUCUGUGCCAGGGUUAGACCCUUCAUAGCAGAGGGCGAAUCAGACACAGACUCUGACCUCUAUGCUCCCUCACCUCUGUCCUUUACUGGAGAGGUCUCAUAUGGAGAGAGGGGAUGGCCGGGACUGAAGUAGGUCAGGAAGGACUGCUCUGCCUAGUAAAGAGGCUCAUGGUGAAAGGGAUUGGUGCCUCAGUUGCCAAUAGCAAACCUAUCAUGAGACCCUAUCGCCAACUUGACUGACUGUUGUCGCUGAUGAUGCUAUUACAGUUUAUUUUUGGUUAAGUGAAUGAUUACGAUUAGUUGUUUGUUACUGAGGAUGGUAAAAAUAUGCCCUUAUAAAAACAAAUGGGUCCUUUAUCACCUUUUUUUGUUUGUGGUGUAACACUUUACAAGCAAUGCUUGAUGACAUUUGCAUUGUAUCCAUCAAGAUCUUGUUUAAAUAGAAAAAUAGCUUAUAAUAACUUAUUUAGAGACAUUUUUUGUUGCAUUCAUUAGUGAUAUUUAUUUGUAUUUAUUAGUAAAAGGUACAUGAUAGUAUAGAUGUGUGAUUUAUGACACUUAAUUUUGCAUUGAACUUAUACUUGAAAUUGAUUUGUAUGGAAUAUAAAAGAGACCAUCACCUUGAUUUCUCUUAUUAUGUAGUGAGUGCAUUUUAGCACUUCUGUUAAACACUGACCACUGUCAAUUUGAAAACAUAGUGGGAGAAUUAGUAAUGCAAGAUUGUUCAAGUCUUAUCACAUGGUUAGCAUAGUGUCUUGAUAACUUCUAUACCUUUGAAUGACUUGAGGUGUUAUGAUGCCAAAACCUUAGCUAUGAUAAUCAAUUAGAUUCUCGCAGAGUAAAAAAAAAAGUGCUUGCUUUUACAGCAUCAUUAAUUCAGCCUGGUGAAUACUACAGAAGAACUCCCCUCAAAGUAUUGCAGAUACUUCCCCAUCAAUAAACCAGUGAACUUCCUGCAUGGCAUGUUAAAUGGUUGAUUUAAGAACUGUGUUAAGCAGGCUACAAAACCAAACAAAAAUUCAGCAGAAAAACUCCAUGAGUGUUUUUCAUCUAUACAGACAAACAGAACGGUGAAUAAAACGUGACAAUGUGUGUGCAUGACUGGUUUCAAGCUACAAUGUGUUGAAUUUUUUAUGGGGCUUUGCUUGAAUUCCAAUCAUGUAAAUGCAGCCUGAGCUUGAUAAUUUCAAUGGCUCUUCUUUUCUAGGCAAAUAUGUCCUUAAAUGGUGUACACAUCGAAAACAAAGGCAGAUGUUUAAUGCCACUUAUCUAAACAAUAUGGGCUCAAAUGGAUAUGCGCUCAUACAAUUUGUAUUGUUAUCACACAACAUGCAGUCUUGAAAUUGGAUUGAGUGAAUCACUUGGGACACUUGAUCAUAUUUUGCAUAUGUUACUCUGACAUUAAUUAGCCUGAAAAUGCAUAGGUCAAUAAUUUAGAUUCUCUGAUGCUAUGUCAGCUCGGCACUAAAUGAGGAAAUGAUGCAAUAAAAAGCACGCAAGGCAAUCAAGAACCAUCAUUCUUUAUGAACAUUAACAUGGCCUUACGUUUCCAAAAUCCAUUGUUUUAUAAUUACCUAAAUCAACUAUUUGAAUUCUUGACAUUUCAUGAAAGUACAUUUUCAAAUGUUAUGUAGGAGGUUUUGUGGCCUGAGAGCAAAUGCUCCAGGUUAUAAAUUUAGCCAGUGAUAGUGCUAAAAGCAUGGUAUUCAAUAGGACAUCUGAAGCAUGAACAGUUCUUGUGACUGUAAAACUAACCAUAGCAAACCAACUCCAACAUUUCAACAUUAACACCCAAACAUGGAUAUGAUAACAGAGGAAAUGUCAUUUAAUAGAGACUAUUCACACAAGAUAUAUGAUCCAUUUUUCAGAAAAGAAGAAACAAACCCGCUGGCAUGUUUUCUACAACCCAAAGAAAGGACCUGUAAGGUUUUACAUGAUACAGUAGCUCUUAGUUCACCACCAUCCUGUAACUGCACCUUCUUCUUCUUCUUCAAUAA
Molecule: messenger RNA, 4759 nt
Organism: Thunnus maccoyii (southern bluefin tuna)
Lineage: Eukaryota; Metazoa; Chordata; Actinopteri; Scombriformes; Scombridae
Product: potassium voltage-gated channel subfamily KQT member 2-like
Exons: 16
Coding region: 247-2895 (882 amino acids)
Biological process (GO): potassium ion transport; transmembrane transport
Cellular component (GO): membrane
Molecular function (GO): voltage-gated potassium channel activity
Source: RefSeq, a predicted model, not a curated record